AUUCCCUUUUUUUCUUGGCUCACUCGUCUUUUCAGUUUACAUUCACAUUUACAUUUUCAAUUCCAACAAUUCCAAGAAAUGCCAGGACAUGCAACACUUUCACAAAUCACCGCUUUCCAAACAUGGGCGUUUCGGACAUAGGCUUGGUGAGGCAGACUCUACUCAACAGACUCUACGGCCGCACCCAGCCAUCAACACUAGUCGGUUUGUCCACGCAGCUCUCCUCGAUCCACUCACUCCUACACCGCACAGUGGCAAACCUAGAAGGCAACUCGGUUCUGCUCAUAGGCCCACGCGGCAGCGGCAAAAGCACUCUGAUCCAAAAGGCGCUCUCCCUCCUCCACCACCACAAACCACAGCAAGAGCACAGGCAAGAGCAGGAGCAGGGGCAGGGGCAGAAGAAAACCCACCAUGUGGUGAAGCUCAGCGGAUUCAUCCACACAACAGACAAAAUUGCCCUUCGUGACAUCGCCCGCCAGCUUCUAAUAACGCAGGACCUCGAAAACAUCCUCAUUGGGUCCUUCUCCGACGCCUUCACAUACAUCCUACAGCAAAUGCGCACAGACUCCAGCGACCGCCCUAUACCCCUGGUAUUUAUCCUCGAAGAGUUUGAUCUUUUGGCCCAACACCCGAAGCAAUCCCUCUUGUACACGUUGUUUGACAUUGCGCAGCAGAGCCAGCGCCAGACGCCGAUUGCUGUCAAGCGCGUAAAGUCGCGGUUCUCGCACCGACAGGUGUACGUGCAGUAUACGCGGAGUCUCGAGGAAUUCGCGCAGAUCUUCCGCGAGGCAUUGAGCACGGGGGACCCCGGCUUUGACCACCGGGUGGAUGAGGUGUUGGCGGAUGCUCCUGUGCGCGCGUAUAUCCUGGAGGCAUAUGAGUUCUCAAAGGACCCGCGCCGGGCCCUGAGGGUGUUUGCCUCUGCCGUAGCCAGGCUCUCGCAGCUCCGCCCAGCGCUCUCCCUGGACGAGAUUCGCGAGAGCGUAGGCAGGGAAAGGGCGUCGGCCAAAAUGCAGGUGUUGAGGGGCAUUUCUCUGCUUGAGCUCUACCUUCUGGUGGCCAUGCGUGGGCUUCUGGGCACUGGCAGUGGCAAGUUUAACUUUGAAAUGGUCUAUGCCGAGUACAAGCUGUUUAUGUCCCGGUAUGUGAUGGGCUCGAGUGGGUCGAUGAAGGUGUAUAAGAAGCCUGUGGCAAUGAAGGCCUUUGAGACACUGGUGGAACUGGAGAUUGUCCGCGGUGUGGGCGAGGGCAAUGCUACGGCGGGGGGAGUCUCUGGGAGGAAUGAUCUGCUGGCGGCUAGUGGCCGCGCACCGAAGGAGUAUAGGAUGGUGCAGAUGAUGCUGGAACCGGGCCAGGUCGUCGAACUGGUGGAGGCGAGGGAGGAUGUUCCGGCUGUUGUUAGACGAUGGGCACAGCAGUAA
Molecule: messenger RNA, 1421 nt
Organism: Kickxella alabastrina
Lineage: Eukaryota; Fungi; Kickxellomycota; Kickxellomycetes; Kickxellales; Kickxellaceae
Product: origin recognition complex subunit 4 C-terminus-domain-containing protein
Exons: 2
Coding region: 123-1421 (432 amino acids)
Biological process (GO): DNA replication; DNA replication initiation
Cellular component (GO): nuclear origin of replication recognition complex; nucleus
Molecular function (GO): DNA replication origin binding
Source: RefSeq, a predicted model, not a curated record